Messenger RNA from Vicia villosa (hairy vetch), 2337 nucleotides. RefSeq names its product disease resistance protein RPV1-like. Gene Ontology annotation, biological process: signal transduction; defense response. The record is from RefSeq and is a predicted model, not a curated record. The transcript has 4 exons. Bases 91 to 2337 code for a protein of 748 amino acids. Lineage: Eukaryota; Viridiplantae; Streptophyta; Magnoliopsida; Fabales; Fabaceae. Gene Ontology annotation, molecular function: ADP binding.
GGUUAGCGCUUCUCCGAGUUACUGACAGUUACGGACCACCAUAGUAGUAUUAAUCAUUCAUAGCAGCAGCAUUCCUUCUACUUUCCAAUAAUGUCUCCUCCAACUCCAACUCCAACUCUGCACGAUGUCUUCCUCAGCUUCCGAGGUGAAGACACUCGCAACGGUUUCACCGGUCAUCUUUACGCCGCUCUAUGCCGUGAAAACAUCAAUACUUUCAUUGAUGACAGACUCAACAGAGGUGACCACAUUUCGGAUUCUCUUCGCAAAGCAAUUGAGGAAUCAGCUAUCUAUGUUAUCGUUUUUUCCGAACACUAUGCCUACUCCACUUGGUGCUUGGAUGAACUAACACAGAUCCUGGAGUGCAAAGAAAAGUUUGGAAGGUUGGUGAUACCAAUUUUCUACAAGGUGGAUCCGUCUAAUGUCAGGCAUCAAAGAGGAAGUUAUGCUGAUGCGUUUGUUAAGCACGAGAAGCGAUUUAAGGAAGAGUUGAUACUGAAAUGGAAGGCUGCUCUAACCCAAGUUGCUGGAUUCUCUGGUUGGGAUUCAAAGAACAGACAUUUUGAAUACCUUCUCGUUGAAGAAAUUGCUAAAGAUAUCAGGAGAAAGUUGUACCGUUCUCCUUUUACGCUGAGUGAUUGUCAAGGACAGAUUGGAAUUCACAAGCAUGUUGCACAAAUCAAAUCUAUUUUGCAUGUUGAGGCUACAGAUGUUCGGAUCAUAGGAAUUUGGGGCAUUGGAGGAAUAGGCAAGACAACAAUUGCUAGUGCAGUAUAUAAAAACUUGGCUCCUCAGUUCAGUUCCAGCAGCUUUGUUGAAAAAGUUCACGAAGAAAUAGAAAGAUUUGGAAUACGUCACGUAAAAAGCAAUUAUUUAUCUGAGUUACGGGCAAAGGCUCUCCUUAUUCUCGAUGACGUGAACAAUUCGGGUCAACUUAAAGAUUUAAUUGGAGGGCGUGAUGCCUUUGACCAGGGAAGUAGAAUCAUUGUGACUAGUAGAGACAUGCAAGUGCUUAAGAAUGUAGAUGCUGAUGAAAUAUAUGAAGUGGAUGAGAUGAGUUUUCAAGAAUCUCUACAACUCUUCAGUUUCCAUGCCUUCAAACAAAACUAUCCUAUAGGAGCUUAUAUGGGAUUAUCAGAGAAGGUAUUAAAUUAUGCCAAAGGGAUCCCAUUAGCUCUCAAAGUUUUGGGCUUAUCACUUCAAAAUAGAACGGAGGAAGAAUGGGAGAGUGCUUUGGGGAAGUUGAAAAAGCAACCUGAAGGUGAAAUUUUUGGUGCCUUGAAAUUAAGUUAUGAUAGACUUGAUGAUGAGGAGAAGGAUAUAUUUCUUGAAAUAGCUUGCUUCUAUAGAGGACAUGAUAUGAAUACUGUCAAACAAAUACUAGAUAGCUGUGGUUUCUCGGCUACUAUUGGAAUGAGAGUUCUCAUUGAUCGGGGCCUUAUAUCUAUUCUAAAAGGUGAAAUUGUGCUGCACGAUUUGAUACACGAAAUGGGACUUGAAAUUGUUCGUCAACAAUGUGUAAAUGAUCCUGGAAAACGCAGCCGACUGUGGAAACACGAGGAUGUUUAUCAUGUUUUAAGAAAGAACAAGGGGACAGAUUCUGUGCAAUGUAUAUUUCUUGACAUGUGCCGAAUCAAAGAAGUUCAACUGAAUCCUCAAACUUUCAAAAUGAUGCACAAUCUAAGACUGCUGCAGUUCUAUAAAUCUAGCAAAAAUCAAGGCUCAAAUGUGUACAUUCCAUCAUUUCUUCUUAGUCUUCCAGAUGAUUUAAGAUUUCUUCGCUGGGAUGCCUUCCCUCAAAGAUCUUUGCCGCUGGAUUUUUCUCCAGAAAAUCUUGUUCAACUUGAUAUGCGUGACAGUCAACUUGAACAACUUUGGGAGGGAGAUCAGCAUUUACCGAAUUUGAAAAAGCUUGAUCUUAGUGGUUCUCGAAAACUGAUUCGAAUACCAGACCUAUCAGGAUGCCCAAACAUUGAAGAAGUAAUUCUUAGUGAAUGCAAAGAGUUGGUUCAAGUUUACUCUUCUGGUUUUCUCAGCAGGCUAAAAUGUUUAUGGUUAAAUGGUUGUGUUGAGCUUAGGAGUUUAAUCAUUCCUAGCAAUAUUCUCUCGAGGUCUUUAGGAUUAAUAGUUCUAUAUAAUUGUUGCAACCUUAAGAUGUUUUCGGUCAGUAGUACAAACACGGGGUUCUAUCAUAUGGUUGCUCACGUGCUAGAACACGAAGGGAUAGCAUACACAGAAACAUUUUGCCCGGGAAAUUGGCACUCGGCAUCAACCAACAACCUAGUUCCAUAUUUGAGAAAUUCUCAUAUACUAUUGACCCUCUUGUCUCUGAUGAGUUAA